ACAGAAUGGCUGCUAGGGAAUCCAUCCAUCCAUCCAUCCAUCCAUCCAUCCAUCUGCGUGCUUUCUUCCAUCCACUCAUUCCAUACACUCUUACUCUUUAAAACUUAAUUAUGCAUUUGUUCAUUCUCUGGGUACUUUCUGGGUAUUUACUGGCUUCAAGGCUCUGAUGAAUCAGCAGCAUUGAGUUCCGGUUGUUAGCUCACUUGAGCUCAAAAAGGAAAAAUUAGCACAGGUCAGCCCGACCUAAGAGAAGAACCAGCGUGGGGCUGGAGAUGGCUCCCCUGGCAGAACUCGCCUCACCUAGCACCAGGGCCCGGCUUGAGCCCCUGCCACCAGUUGGGAGCGCCAUGCAUACAGAAAGCCCAGGAGCCUUGCAGUGAGCUUGGCCUCUGUGUUCUCUGGCCACAUAUCCAGGAAAUCCACCUCAAAGAUGGAGGCCAGUGACAGCGCCAUGGCCGUGGGUAAGGGGUACCGGAACCCCACGGAGGUGCAGAUGAGCCAGCUUGUGCUGCCCUGCCACACCAACCAGCGCGGGGAGCUGAGCAUCGGGCAGCUGCUCAAGUGGAUCGACACCACGGCCUGCCUGUCGGCGGAAAGACAUGCCGGAUGCCCCUGUGUCACUGCCUCCAUGGACGACAUCUAUUUUGAGCACACUAUCAGUGUCGGCCAAGUGGUGAAUAUCAAGGCCAAGGUGAACCGGGCCUUCAACUCCAGUAUGGAGGUGGGCAUCCAGGUGACCUCUGAGGACAUGUGCUCUGAGAAGCAGUGGACUGUGUGCAAGGCCUUGGCCACCUUUGUGGCUUACCGGGAGAUCUCCAAGGUGAAGCUUAAGCAGAUCACGCCCCGCACGGAGGAGGAGAAGACGGAGCACAGCGUGGCGGCCGAGCGCCGGCGCAUGCGGCUGGCUCAUGCAGAAACCAUCAGUGGCCUCUUGGCUAACUGCGCCAUUCAGGAUGAUCUGGAGAGCAGGGACUGCAGUCGCAUGGUGCCGGCUGAGAACACUCAUGUGGAGAGUGUGGAGCUAGUCCUGCCCCCCCACGCCAACCACCAAGGCAACACCUUCGGGGGCCAGAUCAUGGCCUGGAUGGAGAACGUGGCCACCAUUGCAGCCAGCCGACUGUGUCAUGCCCACCCCACGCUGAAGAUCAUUGAGAUGUUCCAUUUCCGAGGCCCGUCUCAGGUUGGGGACCGACUAGUGCUCAAUGCCAUCGUCAACAAUGCCUUCAAACACAGCAUGGAGGUGGGCGUGUGUGUGGAGGCCUACCGCCAGGAGGCAGAGACCCAGCGGCGUCACAUCAACAGCGCCUUCAUGACCUUCCAAGUCCUGGACACAGACAACCAGCCUCAGCUGCUGCCCUGGAUAAGGCCCCAUCCUGGAGAUGGUGAGCGGCGAUACCGAGAGGCCAGUGCCAGGAGGAAGAUCCGCCUGGACAGGAAGUACAUCGUGUCCUGUAAGCAGGCAGAGAUGCCCCUCUCUGUCCCCUGGGACCCCAGCAAUCAGGUGUAUCUGAGCUACAAUAACGUCUCCUCCCUGACGAUGCUCAUGGCCAAGGACAACUGGGUGAUGUCUUCAGAGAGCAACCAGGUCUGCCUGUAUACUCUAGAGGACGACAAGUUCCUCUCCUUCCGCAUGGAGAUGCUGGUGCACGUGGACACUGUACAGGCCUUUCUGCUGCUCUCGGACCUGCAGCGAAGGGCUGAGUGGGACAAGCACUUCCGGAGCGUGGAGCUAGUGCAGCAGGUGGAUGAAGAUGAUGCUAUCUACCAUGUCAUCAGCCCCUCCCUUGGUGGGGACGGGGACACCAAGCCCCAGGAUUUUGUGAUUCUGGCCUCGAGGCGGAAGCCAUGUGACAAUGGGGACCCCUAUGUCAUUGCCAUGCGGUCAGUCACACUGCCCACGCACCGUGAGACGCCCAAGUACAGGCGUGGAGAGACCAUCUGCUCUGGCUUCUGCCUCUGGCAUGAAGGGGACCUGCUGACCAAGGUGUCUUAUUACAAUCAGGCCACCCCAGGCCUUCUCAGCUAUGUGACCACCAACGUGGCCGGCCUCUCCUCGGAGUUCUACACCACCUUCAAAGCCUGUGAGCAGUUCCUCUUGGACAACCGCAGCGAACUGGCUCCCAGCCUCCAGACCCUCUAGCAACCGUACGAGGUCUUCCCUCUCCAGCCACACUUCACCCAGCCCCCAAGGACAUACAAACAGGUGCAGACAGAGGCGUUUAUUCCCCACCAGACCCCUGGGAGAAGGGACAGAGGUGGUCAGUCUCUGCUGGCUGCUGCCUGCA
This is a messenger RNA of Erinaceus europaeus (western European hedgehog), 2285 nucleotides long. RefSeq names its product acyl-CoA thioesterase 11 (gene ACOT11). The transcript has 16 exons. Gene Ontology annotation, molecular function: thiolester hydrolase activity; lipid binding. NCBI's taxonomy places the organism in Eukaryota, Metazoa, Chordata, Mammalia, Eulipotyphla, Erinaceidae. The record is from RefSeq and is a predicted model, not a curated record. Gene Ontology annotation, cellular component: extracellular exosome. The coding region runs from base 431 to 2140 and encodes 569 amino acids.